AAAUAAUAAAUAUGCAACCAAAACCAAACCUGCACUGCAUAGAUAAAGUUUGUAAGCAAAGCAUUAUACUCUUCCGUGUCGUAGCCUCACCGGAAACAAUAGCGAUAACCUCGGACUUUCUCCGGCGUUUCUCCGAUCUCCGUACACAAUCAUGACAACUUCAAAACGUCUUGCUGAAAGGAAGGUGGGGAAGUUCGAUAAGAACAUCAACAGGCGUGGAUCUGUUCCUGAAACAUCCACCAAAAAGGGGAAUACCUAUCCAGUUGGCCCUAUUAUGCUUGGCUUCUUUAUAUUUGUCGUCAUUGGAUCAUCUCUGUUUCAGAUCAUCAGGACAGCUACAACUGGUGGAAUGCCUUGAAGAUCCUCAAAAUUUAACCAUUUGUUAAUUGUAAUUUGUAAUUCUCUUUUUUAUCACACAAAACAAAACGCUG
Molecule: messenger RNA, 431 nt
Organism: Lactuca virosa
Lineage: Eukaryota; Viridiplantae; Streptophyta; Magnoliopsida; Asterales; Asteraceae
Source: the annotation of a GenBank genome assembly